GGCAGCUGAAACAGAGGCUUCUGCAUUCCCCACCCCUAUGCCUAGCAAGACUGCGUGGGUGGCCAGGGAGCCCGAGAGGCUGGAAGCAAAGGCCUGGAGAAGAAAAGAAAGCGCUCAAAUAAACAUACUCUCAAGAUUAAAAGAAAAAAAAGAAGAAGGAACAUAGGAAAACUACAUGAAGUUGGGAGAAAGCAAGGCGGGAGUUGGAGUACAGGAUAAAAGAAUCAUUUCAAAGGCAAAUGGCUCUUCUUCAGGCUAAUAAAGAUCUCAUUUCCACAGGAAUUAAGGAAUUUAAUGCUUUGCUGAAUCAGCAGAUCUUCACUGAACCUCCUGUCUCUGAAGAAGCCAUGGUGACUAUGGUAGACGACUGGGUGAACUUCUACAUCAGCUAUUACAGGCAGCAAGUGAUGGGAGAGGAGGAAGAGCGGAACAGGGCUCUGGAGGAACUUCGGCAAGAGCUGAAUACUCUGUCUGUCCCUUUCCUGGACAAAUAUAGGGCCUUCCUAAAGUCCUUGUGAGCACCCAAAUCACCUACUGCUUUUCUCCUAGCCCCGAGACUGAAGCGUGCAUCUCCAAAAUACCCUUAAUUCCUACCUCUGUAUUCUUCAAGUCCUCAGGCUCUGCCCCUUCCUGGUGUUACUCUACCUUGACACCUCAAUAAAGACCAACACUGGUUUGGCUGGUCU
Messenger RNA from Pteronotus mesoamericanus, 686 nucleotides. It is a transcript of the gene AHSP, whose product is annotated as alpha hemoglobin stabilizing protein. Gene Ontology annotation, molecular function: hemoglobin binding. The transcript is spliced from 4 exons. Gene Ontology annotation, cellular component: cytoplasm. Gene Ontology annotation, biological process: protein folding; protein stabilization; erythrocyte differentiation. Bases 240 to 518 code for a protein of 92 amino acids. NCBI's taxonomy places the organism in Eukaryota, Metazoa, Chordata, Mammalia, Chiroptera, Mormoopidae. The record is from RefSeq and is a predicted model, not a curated record.